CCGAGCCCGGCGGCAAAGGCCGCGGGAGAGGCCGCCCCGCCCCCGCAACGCGCUUUAAGAGCCCCGGCGCGGCCGGAACCGCGGCUGCGGACGGGCGGGACGUGAAAAGGUCAAUAUUGGACAGAGAGGCACACAAAACCGGUGUUGCAUAAAAGUUGGUGAUAACCAACAGAGAAGCAGUUGUAUCACUUGCCUCCUGAUAGCCUCUUGCAACAAGAGUGCUCUGCUUUGCCGUCUUCCAUUAGGUCUGCACAAGUGAAAAGUGCUGAAGGAGUGUGAUAAAUUGAACCUGUGCAGUCAUACUGUUGAAGAAAGACAAGACAAUUUGAACCAUGGCAAGCCAGGCGUUUUCCCCAGAGGCUGCUUUCCCUCAUGGGAGGCGGAGGGAGAAAUGGGACCCCAGGCUUCUUUCAAGGGCAAGGACUUGAUGGCAAAAAAAAGAGAAUGUCUCCAGGCCUACAGCUGGUGGAGAACACCACAGAAGAAGCGGAAGAAAAAGAACAAAAUAAAACCGGGAAGAAUAGAGUUUGUCCCUAGUAGUACUAACACAACCAGACCGGAUUAUUCAAUAUUUGUUGGGGAGCUGACUCCAGAAGUAGAUGAUUUUCAGCUCUAUGACUAUUUCCUAAAGAGGUAUCCCUCAUGUAUUGACUGCAAAAUAGCAACAGACCUGCUGGGAUAUUCCAGAGGGUAUGCCUUUGUCAGAUUUGGUGAGCAAGGUGAUCAGAUGAGGGCACUGCAAGACUGCCAGAAUGCACCAGGUCUGGGGGGAAAACGAAUCCGGCUGAGCAUAGGAAUUUCUAAAAGACUGAAAGCAGAAUUCCAGCGGUACCAGUCAUACAACUAUAAUGAUUAUUACCAAGAUUAUCAGAACUACUAUUCACAGUGGAAUUACGAUCCCUACGCUGACUACAACUACAGCUCCUAUACUCCCUAUGAUAGCAUGCAAGCUGUUGGAGACUGCUCUUUAGGAGAUGCUGUUAUGGCUCCAGCUGUUUUUGAGGAAGCUUCAGCUAUGACUGAAAUCAAUGAUGACCUAAUAACUGAAGAUCCACAGCUGUACUUGGAUGUUGAUGAAAUGAACAGACAAUUUAUGGAGACAAGUGAAGAACUCUAUGAUGCCCUCAUGAAUUGUCACUGGCAACCUCUGGAUACGGUCACUUCUGACAUCCCCUCUGCUAUUUAAGUGUCUUAUAUAGCAUGACCGUUAUAACCAAGGGAUGCUCUUGGACCAACAGCUUCUUUCUAGCGCUACCUCAAAGUAACUUGCAGAUAUAACUCACAGGGAAGAUUGAUCAAAUGGUGAUGAUCACUAUCAUUCUGCUGGAGAUAUCUAUAUAUAUAUAUAUAUUUGCCUUUUGUCUCGUUUUUAAUGACAUUUAUUUAACUUCAUUGACUCAUGUCAAUAGAUGUUUGACUACAUCAACAAGUAUUUGAGUUUCUUUCAAGGUAUGUCACCAUAUGGAAAUUGUUCUAAAUAAGUAAAUAAAGUAGCACUUGACUUUACAGAGCAAA
Cyanistes caeruleus (blue tit) is the source of this 1515-nucleotide messenger RNA. Its product is annotated as tRNA selenocysteine 1-associated protein 1. NCBI's taxonomy places the organism in Eukaryota, Metazoa, Chordata, Aves, Passeriformes, Paridae. Gene Ontology annotation, molecular function: RNA binding. The record is from RefSeq and is a predicted model, not a curated record.